Messenger RNA from Mytilus californianus (California mussel), 790 nucleotides. RefSeq names its product calmodulin-A-like. Lineage: Eukaryota; Metazoa; Mollusca; Bivalvia; Mytilida; Mytilidae. Bases 209 to 664 code for a protein of 151 amino acids. Gene Ontology annotation, molecular function: calcium ion binding; enzyme regulator activity. The transcript is spliced from 5 exons. The record is from RefSeq and is a predicted model, not a curated record.
GUAUGGAUUGAAUUUUAAUUCAAAAUUUCAGUUCGGUAUGCAUUAGAUGUAUUAUGUCCAUUUAAAUUAGAUUUUUAAAGUGUUAAAUUUCAGCACUGAACAGAAACUGUAUGUAUACUACAACUUAUAUUAAUUAUCCUUGUGACAUGCGUGGAAACAGUGAAUACACUUUCUUCAGGCGGGAUCUUGUGACAGUUGUAGUUAAACAAUGGCUGAGGGCUUAACAGAAGAACAAAUAGGAGAAUUCAAGGAAGCUUUUAGUCUGUUUGACAAGGACGGUGAUGGUACGAUAACAACAAAAGAACUUGGAACAGUUAUGAGGUCGUUAGGACAAAAUCCAACAGAUGCUGAACUACAAGAUAUGAUAAAUGAAGUGGAUGCUGAUGGAAACGGAACAAUAGAUUUCCCAGAGUUUUUAACCAUGAUGGCAAAGAAAAUGCAGGAUACUGAUUCAGAGGAAGAAAUAAGAGAGGCUUUUAAAGUAUUUGACAAAGAUGGUAAUGGAUCGAUAACUGCAGCAGAACUCCGCCAUGUUAUGACAAAUUUGGGAGAAAAAUUGUCAGACGAGGAAGUGGACGAGAUGAUACGAGAGGCUGAUUUGGAUGGGGAUGGGGAAAUCAAUUACGAAGAAUUUGUUAAGAUGAUGGCAGGCAAUAAAACAUGAUAUGUGUCUCAAGAACAGAAGAAAAGCUCAUUCAUUAACUGUAUUUUAUUUAAUUGACUAAAAUAAAAAUCAUUUUGUGAAAAUAUUAUGCAUGAAUAUUACAGAGAUAAAAUAAUAUGGAAUGCU